Messenger RNA from Cavia porcellus (domestic guinea pig), 5416 nucleotides. It is a transcript of the gene Map3k5, whose product is annotated as mitogen-activated protein kinase kinase kinase 5. Gene Ontology annotation, molecular function: ATP binding; MAP kinase kinase kinase activity. Gene Ontology annotation, biological process: cellular response to stress; intrinsic apoptotic signaling pathway in response to oxidative stress; MAPK cascade. The transcript has 30 exons. NCBI's taxonomy places the organism in Eukaryota, Metazoa, Chordata, Mammalia, Rodentia, Caviidae. The coding region runs from base 1009 to 4728 and encodes 1239 amino acids. The record is from RefSeq and is a predicted model, not a curated record.
UGUGAUUUGAAUUUCAGAAAGGAACUGCAGUAAUCCCAAAGUAAACACUUUACAUAUGUGAGGAUUCAGAAUUGGUAGGCCUUUUGUUGAGCUAAUCACAGAUGAAAAUGGUAAAAUCAUAUGCCCAAAGAACAGCUGGACUCCACAGAGAAGCAAGGUUUUGCAUUAGAGGAAAAGAAUGUUGCUCUGAAUCUGAGCAGUCAGAAAGUGGAAAAAAAGCAUCAAAAGGAUAAAACUCACUCACUGGGGUUAGAAGUUACGAGAAAAUUUGACCUGACGGGAGUCCCAGAGGAGAGAAACAGAUUUUCUGGUUAGUUAUUCCAAUAAGCAUAGUUGAAAAAUUAUACCAGAAAAAUUCCUAAAUUAUAAGUAAGAACAUUAGUGAAACAUUAUGCAUUUUGUAGUCGGUCUUAAAAGCAAGAGGCAACUGUGUAAAACCACUAUAGGGCUAGGAUUUAAGAGACUUUCUUCAGAAAGAAAAAGGAGGAGUGCAGUCUUGUAGUAGAGCACUUGCCCAGCAUGCAGAGAUCCCAGCUGUCUCUCCAGCAUGGUGGAGGUGGUGGUGGGUAAAAAUGUAUGAGACUGGGAGACUUAAUAAAUUUAAGACUUUUCCCCAUCAACUGAAACCAAAGCUAAAUUAAAAAAAUCAAAAGCCUAAUAAUGUUUUAAUCUAGAUUCAAAACUACCUUAUGAAAGCAGCACAUUCUGAAACUCUUGAAAGAUGCCACAUGAUUUUGUCAAAGAAGUAAUUUGACAAACUAUUUUUAACUGCAAAAAUACUGAAGUGCAGCAUUAACUGUUAAUAAUUAAUCUCUUCCUCACUGAACCAUUCGUCCUUACAGUUCUUUGAAACACUUUACUGCUAUAUUAGCAAAUAUUUAUUGUCUCUCAGAGGUCUUUGGGAAAUGUUUUUUAAACUUCUGUAGUAACCAGUGAAACAUCAGAAGGACAGCAGCUGUGGCAUUGCUCACCGUGGUCAGCGAAGUUUGGAGAGAAGGUGAUCCUACCAUGUCUCUGGAUUCUUCUUUGCUGAAUAUUGCUGUGGUGGAGAUGAGUGAUGCCUUCCGCCAACCCUCCCUGUUUUACCAUCUUGGCGUGAGGGAAAGCUUCAGCAUGGCCAACAACAUCAUCCUCUACUGUGAUACCAACUCCGACUCUCUGCAGUCCCUGAAGGAAAUCAUCUGCCAGAAGAAUACUAUGUGCACUGGGAACUAUACCUUUAUCCCUUACAUGGUGAGCCCGCAUAAUAAGGUCUACUGCUGUGACAGCAGCUUCAUGAAGGGCUUGACGGAGCUCAUGCAGCCCAACUUCGAGCUGCUUCUGGGGCCCAUCUGCUUACCACUCAUGGACCGGUUCAUCCAGCUUUUGAAGGUGGCGCAAGCAAGUUCCAGGUGUUUUUUCCCUAGCCAGUACUUCCGGGAAUCUAUACUGAAUGAUAUCAGGAAAGCUCGAAAUUUAUACACUGGUAAAGAAUUGGCAGCUGAAUUGACAAGAAUUCGGCAGCGAGUAGAUAACAUUGAAGUCUUGACAGCAGACAUUGUCAUCAAUCUAUUGCUUUCCUACAGAGAUAUACAGGACUAUGAUUCCAUUGUGAAGCUGGUAGAGACUUUAGAAAAACUGCCAACCUUUGAUUUGGCCUCCCAUCACCAUGUGAAGUUUCAUUAUGCAUUUGCGCUGAAUAGGAGAAAUCUCCCUGGAGACAGAGCAAAAGCACUUGAUAUUAUGAUUCCUAUGGUGGAAAGCAAAGGACAAGUUGCUUCAGAUAUGUAUUGCCUCGUUGGUCGAAUCUACAAAGACAUGUUUUUAGACUCUAAUUUCACUGACACUGAAAGUAGAGACCAUGGAGCUUCUUGGUACAAAAAGGCAUUUGAAUCUGAACCAACACUACAGUCAGGAAUUAAUUAUGCAGUCCUUCUCCUGGCAGCUGGACACCAGUUUGAAUCUUCCUUUGAGCUUCGGAAAGUUGGGGUGAAGCUAAGUAGCCUUCUUGGUAAAAAGGGAAACUUGGAAAAACUCCAGAGCUACUGGGAAGUUGGAUUUUUUCUUGGGGCCAGUGUGCUGGCCAAUGACCAUCUGAGAGUCAUUCAAGCAUCUGAAAAGCUUUUCAAACUAAAGACACCAGCAUGGUACCUCAAGUCAAUUGUAGAGACAAUUUUGAUAUACAAGCAUUUUGUGAAGCUGACUGCAGAGCAGCCUGUGGCCAAGCAAGAACUUGUGGACUUUUGGAUGGAUUUCCUUGUUGAAGCCACAAAAACAGAUGUUACUGUAGUUAGAUUUCCAGUGUUAAUCCUGGAACCAACCAAAAUAUAUCAGCCUUCUUACUUGUCUAUCAACAAUGAAGUCGAGGAAAAGACAAUCUCUAUUUGGCAUGUGCUUCCUGAUGACAAGAAAGGUAUACAUGAGUGGAAUUUUAGUGCUUCCUCUGUCAGAGGAGUGAGUAUUUCUAAAUUUGAAGAGCGAUGCUGCUUUCUUUAUGUGCUUCACAAUUCUGAUGACUUCCAAAUCUAUUUCUGUACAGAACUUCACUGUAAAAAGUUUUUCGAAAUGGUGAACACAAUUACCGAGGAGAAGGGGAGAAGUGUAGAGGAAGGAGACUGUGACAGUGACUCCCUGGAGUAUGACUAUGAAUAUGAUGAAAAUGGUGACAGAGUCGUUUUAGGAAAAGGCACUUACGGAAUUGUCUACGCGGGUCGGGACUUAAGCAACCAAGUCAGAAUUGCUAUUAAAGAAAUCCCAGAGAGAGAUAGCAGAUACUCUCAGCCCCUGCAUGAAGAAAUAGCCUUGCAUAAGCAUCUGAAGCACAAAAAUAUUGUCCAGUAUCUGGGCUCUUUCAGUGAGAAUGGCUUCAUUAAAAUCUUCAUGGAGCAGGUCCCAGGAGGAAGUCUUUCUGCUCUCCUUCGUUCCAAAUGGGGUCCAUUAAAAGACAAUGAGCAAACAAUUGGCUUUUACACAAAGCAAAUACUGGAAGGAUUAAAAUACCUCCACGACAAUCAGAUAGUUCACCGGGAUAUAAAGGGCGACAAUGUAUUGAUUAAUACCUACAGUGGUGUUCUCAAGAUCUCUGAUUUCGGGACAUCAAAGAGGCUUGCUGGCAUAAACCCAUGCACCGAAACCUUUACUGGUACCCUUCAGUACAUGGCACCAGAAAUAAUCGAUAAAGGACCACGAGGCUACGGCAAAGCAGCAGAUAUUUGGUCUUUGGGCUGCACAAUGAUUGAAAUGGCCACAGGAAAACCACCAUUUUAUGAACUAGGAGAACCACAAGCAGCCAUGUUCAAGGUGGGGAUGUUUAAAGUUCACCCUGAGAUUCCAGAGUCCAUGUCUGCAGAAGCCAAGGCAUUCAUAUUGAAGUGUUUUGAACCAGACCCUGACAAGAGAGCCUGUGCUAAUGACUUACUUACAGAUGAGUUCUUAAAAGUUUCCAGCAAAAAGAAAAAGACACAACCUAAGCUUUCAGCUCUAUCAGCUGGAUCGAAUGCUGAGUACCUCCGCAGCAUUUCCUUGCCAGUGCCCGUCCUAGUGGAAGACACCAGCAGCAGCAGCGAGUACGGCUCUGUUUCCCCUGACACGGAGUUAAAGGUGGAUCCCUUCUCUUUCAAAACCAGAGCCAAAUCCUGUGGAGAAAAAGAUGUGAAAGGAAUACGGACACUGUUUUUAGGCAUUCCAGAUGAAAACUUUGAAGAUCACAGCGCUCCACCUUCCCCUGAAGAAAAAGACUCUGGAUUCUUUAUGCUGCGGAAGGACAGUGAGAGGAGAGCCACGUUGCACAGAAUCCUGACAGAAGACCAAGACAAGAUUGUGCGGAAUUUAAUGGAGUGUUUAGCUCAGGGUGCUGAAGAACCUAAACUAAAAUGGGAGCACAUUACAACCCUCAUUGUGAGCCUCAGAGAGUUUGUGAGAUCUACAGACCGGAAGAUCAUAGCCUCUACACUGUCAAAGCUGAAAUUAGAGCUGGACUUCGACAGCCAUGGUAUCAGCCAAGUGCAGGUGGUCCUCUUUGGUUUCCAAGAUGCGGUCAAUAAAGUUCUUCGGAAUCAUAACAUCAAGCCGCACUGGAUGUUCGCCUUAGACAGCAUCAUACGAAAGGCUGUACAAACAGCCAUUACCAUUCUGGUUCCAGAGCUGAGGCCGCAUUUUAGCCUUGCAUCAGAGAGUGACACCGCUGAUCCGGAAGACUUGGAUGUAGAGGAAGAGCACGAGGAACCACCUUCCAAUCAAACAGUCCGAAGACCCCAGGCUGUCAUUGAAGAUGCUGUUGCCACCUCAGGGGUGAGCACACUGAGCUCCACUGUGUCUCAUGAUUCUCAGAGUGCUCACCGAUCACUGAGUGUGCAGCUUGGAAGGAUGAAAAUAGAAACUAAUAGACUACUGGAAGAAUUGGUUCAGAAAGAAAAAGAAUUACAAGCCUUCCUUCAUCAAGCCAUUGAAGAAAAAGAGCAAGAAAUUAAGCACCUGAAGCUGAAGUACCAGCCAAUAGAUAUCCCUGAGUUGCUAGUAUGUCACCCGAAUCCUCCACACCGAAACACUGAUAAUUCUGAGCUCACAGACUGGCUGAGACAAAAUGGAGCUGAUGAAGACACUAUAAGUCGGUUUUUGGAUGAGAAGUAUACACUAGUGGACGUUCUCUACUACGUUACACGUGAUGAUCUAAAAUACCUGAGACUAAGGGGAGGGAUGCUCUGCACACUGUGGAAGGCCAUCAUUGACUUUCGAAACAAACACAUUUGACUGGCGUGCAACUUAACCUUCAGUGGAGAUUCUGAAAAUUAAAACAGAAUUGAUCUCAGAGGGGAAGGAGAAUUGAAUGGAAAGAAGAAAGAAGCUGCACUUUAAAUCCAGUAUUUGUUUACUCUUGUUUAAAAAAAUAGAUAAAACACAUUGAAAUUUCCUGUUUCUAUUUCUACAGUUCUUAAGGACUCUUCAUAAAGACUCAAAAUAAUCCUAAUUAGGAUUCUAAUGUUGAGGAUUAUUUUAGUCUAAACGUUUUUUAUGGAGGUAUUUUUAACUCAGCAGCUAUUAUACUUCAACCAAAUGUUUAUUUCACACAAAAGAUACAACAUUUCAUGUGAUUGUGCACCACUGGAACAAAACCAAAAUGUGACCAUAACUUUUAGGAUUAUAUGUGUUUGUAAUAUGCCUAAGAAUCUGAGUAGAAAUGCAUAAUUUCAAUGAUUGUAUAAAGUUUAUUUUUUUUAAGUGUGCAGAAUCUGACAGCAGUGGUUUUUGCUAUCUGUAUUAAUUGUAAUAUUAACUGUAUUUCAUAAUUUAAGUUUCUGGCCUGUCAUAUUUGUUUGAGUUGUUUGUGUACUACUGAACUGUACCAGUUGCACAUGCCUGGAUGAUAGUAAUGUUAGCUUGUUCUAAAGCUAUCCAUUGUGUCAUAUUUACUCUAAAAAAAUAAAGAGAUUUCAUUUGA